GAAGGGUGGAACUUGACUUAGUUCGAUACCGGACGCCGAGGCGUUCGGGCCGUCCAAAACGUUUGCGAUUUCUGGUCGAAACAAAUCAGCUUUCUUACACGCGUUUUUGUCUCGUGACGAAAAUUAUUGAAUUUUGAAAUAUAAUAAGUAAUCUUAGUCCUUGGUUGUUCACGAUAUGCGUAUUUUUAAAAUAUUUUCGGAAUCACGCAUCCCAUUUUGGUAUAUACGCAAACAGAAAAAGAGAGAUUCGUUUCAUUGUUGUUCCUCAUCGCGGAAAGAGAAACGGGAAUGCAUAACAACAACCAUAGAAGAUUGUUUGUAAAUAUUUUUAGCACCGUGAAGAUGUUAAAAGAAGACGAGUACGAAGACGAAUAGAUACGGGUCAAUAGAUUAAUUGGUGACGAGAAAGGUGAACGAGUUAACUAAACGGGUUAAAUACGAUAAAUAGAGUUAGAGGCCCAUGGCCGGGAACUUUUUUCGCUGGCUUUGGUCGUGGAUCUCGAUCAUGGUCUUGUCUGGAUGUUUGCUUACUUCAAGCGGCGAACAAAUUCCAUGUGUUUCUUAUUUGUCAAAUAUAGUUGAGGAUACUUAUAAUGAAACCCAAACAGAAAUAAUGCUUUUUCUAAGAGAGUAUUGUGACGAUGAGAUUAAUGCUACUAAUAUAACUGCAAAUAUACAAGACUACUUUAAUCGAUUUAGUUUUGACGUACAGAUCACCAUAAUACCUUUGUCAUUGUCAUGUGAAACAAAAACUUGGGGCCUUGAUACUCUGUUACGCAUACUUGGUCAAAAAAGAGCGAAAGCUCUCGUAGCUGUUCUUGAUUCACCAAUGUGUGAAGUUACCAUAAAACUCGCACAUCUCUGGAACAUGCCAUUGUUCACGUGGACUUGCCCUUUGAGAAACUUAGAGGAAAAGCAACUUUCAUCAAUUGUUAGACUAUCUCCAUCGUUACCAAUGAUAGCGAAAGCUCUUACAGAAAUGCUGAUACAUUUACAAUGGAAAACCGUAGCGAUAAUAGGAACUGAUCGCGAACCGUGGAUGAGUCUCGAGAGAGUACUCUUGAAUUCUUUACAAAAUACCGGUGCUGUGGUACGACGACGCGCAAUAUUACCACAUCAAGCUUCUUUUGAACAAAUUCGUAAAAUUCUUCGUAGUGUUUAUAACGUUUCCCGUAGAGUUACGGUGCUAUGUCUACCUACGUCUGACGAAGAUGGAUUAAUUACCCGUGUCCUCUCCGAGAUAGAUAUUGUACAGCACUCUUUUAAUUCCAUACGAAACUCUAUGACUAUAAUCAUUCAUACGAAGGACGACGAUCUUUUUCUUCCGAUCGAAAACACUUCAAUUUCUUAUUUCGAUCCAACAAUAUCUGUUUCGUUUGCAACUUCAUCAUCUUCAAAUCUCUCUGUUUCGAAUCAAGUCUUGCCCAACGAAAUGACUUUUAACGAUUACGAUGACAACACAACGGUGAACAUGCAAGAAAAAGAAAGGGAAAAAAAAUUUCAUCAAUUACGUGAUAAAUCAAAAGUAAAUAAUCGAUUUCUCCCGCCAAGAAAUUUAAGUUCUACAUUCCUAGAGAGAUUGUUAACUAUAACGCCUCUCGAUUACAGAUACGAUGUGGAAAAAGUAUUUGAAGGUAUAGAACGAUAUGUGGUACCAACUUUAAUGGAUCGUUUAAAUGAAACCCUUAAUAUCUUAAUGAAUGACAAUUCCAGUAUAAAUGCAUUUAAUAAUAAGAUUUAUACGUACGUUUUGUUGGAUUGGCGUAUCAAUGUUUGGAAACCUAUAAUGGUUGCUGUGGAAGGACGUGAAAAACUAUUUGUUCGAAAACUAUCUACAAACGCUCUAGCAUUUCUCAAUAUAAAUGAUACUGAUUUCCCAAAGUGCAAUUUUGACGUGAAUGGAAUCCCUAUUAUUGAUUGCAUAGAGAAUACUUUGGACGAAUCAACUUUUCAUAUUGUACAUAUCGUGACUAUCGUUUUGGGAUCAUUGUUACUAACUGUGCUUGCAAUAUCGAUCGCAAUAUUGAUCAGAAAGAAGUUACUUAAGAAAAGAAUGUCCAAAGGUCCGUACAAGAUUAUUUUAACUACAUCGGAUUUCGUAUUUCCUCAAGUGCCUCAAGUAGAUUCGAGAAGAGUGGACGAGGGUAUCGAAACAAUGUUAUGCUGUUGGUUGCAACAGCUGCAGGAGUUUGGUGGACCUGAAGUGGAAAAGCCGGAUUUACUUCAAUUGGGAAGCGUAUCUUCUUUGAAACCAUGUUUGCGAACUAGCACGGGAAACCUGACACGUCAUAAUUUCUUCAAAGAUCCUCGCGCAAGAUACAAUGGUGACUUUGUACAACUAAAAGAACUGCCAACUCAAGGUACUUUUGAGCUGAAAAGCAAAACUAUGGAUAUGUUGGCCAUGAUCCAUGGGCUGCGCCAUGAAAAUCUGAAUCCCCUGAUAGGAUGUUUAAAUGAACCUACAAGACCGUGCCUUGUUUACGAAUAUUGUUCAAGAGGAUCUUUAGAAGACGUACUAGUGCAGGAUGAAAUCAAACUCGAUUGGUCCUUUAGAUUAUCAUUUCUUACUGAUCUUGUGCGGGGUAUGAGAUAUCUUCAUGGUACACCAGUGCGUGUACAUGGUUAUCUUACUUCGCGAAACUGUGUCAUCGAUGCUCGUUGGGUUCUUAAAGUUACCGAUUAUGGACUGCCUGUUUUUUAUGAAGCACAAAAUAUUGUUCCUCCAACAAAAACAGCUAGAGAUCUUUUAUGGACUGCGCCUGAAUUAUUAAGGCAACCAAAUCUUCAAAAAAAAGGAACGCAACCGGGAGACGUUUAUAGUUUUGGUAUCAUUAUGCAGGAGGUAGUAGUUCGUGGAGAACCAUUUUGCAUGCUCGCUCUAUCGCCAGAAGAUAUUAUCGAAAAAGUGAUGAAACCACCCCCACUGAUUAGACCAUCUGUGAGCAAAGGUGCAGCACCACCAGAAGCGAUAAAUAUUAUGCGUCAAUGUUGGGCAGAAACACCGGAUAUGAGGCCUGAUUUCAAUGAUGUUCAUGAUCUUUUCAAAAAAUUAAAUCAUGGAAGAAAAGUCAAUAUUGUCGACACGAUGUUUCAAAUGUUGGAAAAGUAUUCAAACAAUUUAGAAGAAUUGAUACGUGAACGCACGGAACAAUUAGACAUGGAAAAGAAGAAAACGGAACAAUUAUUGAAUCGAAUGUUACCUAGCUCUGUUGCUGAAAAAUUAAAACUUGGUAUGCCAGUCGAUCCUGAAGAAUUCCGAGAAGUAACGAUCUAUUUUUCGGACAUAGUUGGUUUCACAACAAUUUCAGCACAUUCAACCCCGUUCCAAGUAGUCGAUCUUUUAAACGAUUUAUAUACAUGCUUCGAUGCCACGAUCAACGCAUAUACUGUAUAUAAGGUGGAAACUAUAGGAGAUGCUUAUAUGGUCGUAGGAGGUUGUCCUGUAAGAAUAUCUGAUCAUGCUUCUCAAAUAGCUACGAUGGCUCUCGAUUUGCUGCAUCAAAGUGGAAAAUUCAAAUUGAAGCAUCUGCCAAAAACUCAGCUGAGGUUGCGAAUCGGUCUUCAUACAGGUCCUUGCUGUGCUGGUGUUGUGGGUUUGACAAUGCCAAGAUAUUGUCUUUUUGGUGAUACUGUUAAUACCGCGUCAAGGAUGGAAUCCACCGGCGCACCAUGGCGAAUUCAUCUUAGUCAAGCUACUAGAGAUCGAUUGACUCAAGUGGGUGGAUAUCAAAUCGAAUAUCGCGGGUCAACUGAAGUUAAAGGCAAAGGGAAAAUGCCUACUUAUUGGUUGCUAGGAAAGCAAGGCUUCGAUAAAGAACUUCCAACGCCACCUCCACUUGGGGAAAACCAUGGGCUGAACGAGAAUUUAAUAUUGGAGAAUUUAAUGAACAAAGAAAGCGUAACACAUGGAUGUCCAGUUAUGGUAAAUCCGACUAUGGAUUUAUCGUGCAAAGAUACGAAUGCAGAAGAAGAAAGCAAAAACAAUAAUGGAAAAAAUCAAAAUAUAAACAUCGAUGAUGUAGAUGAAAAUACUGACAAAGAUCUAGAAACAUAUAAAAUUGCAGUUUCUGUACACGAUGAACAAAUUCAAAAUAUGAACUCGUCUUUAAAAUCAACAGCUAACAUUUUCCAAAUUUUAUCUACGAAAGAAAAAGUGAAUGGAAGAGAAAACGAUGAUACUAAUUCGACUAUUGUAACCAAAAGUACUUCCGGUGACACUCAAACCUCUCUGGGAACAUCCAUAUUUUAUACAGAAAAAACUGUACUUGGUGCAUCUACCAGUUCUCUUACAUCGAUCUCAAGCUCAACUAAUCUGUAUAGACCGGCAGGUCCCGCAAAACAUCGGAGAAUAACUGGUUAUAUCGAUGAGAACGACCUAAGCACGCCAUAUAAUCAUUAUAGAUGUCUCUCGCCAAACGAACAUUAUGGAAGAAGCACAGGUUGUCGUUUUUUAAAGAGACAAUUUAGUCUAGAUCGUCCCGAUGAAACUACCUAUGUUGGUUUCACCGAGCAAAUUAAUUAUCAACAGCAAUUACAUCAACAGCAACAACAACAACAAUUAUUAUCACAACAAAAUUUGAAUAUGACACCAAGACUUUAUAAACAAAAUAGUGCGGGUGCAGCAAAUGAUCUGGAACGUAUCGAAGAAGUACCGUCUACUCCAGCUUCUGUUCUUCAACACUAUAGACAGGCAGCAUCUGUUUCUCUCUCUGUAGAAUCAUUAACGCUCCGUUGAACAAUAUUACAUCUUUAAGUGAUAAAAAUAUUUGUCGUAAACAUUUAUUUAUUAAAAUUCUUCAAAAAAUGACAAUCGUCCCGUAUCCAUACGAAUCAUUAGACAUAUAUGAGCGAUAUUAAAUUUAUUGAACCGUGAUACAAAGAUAAUAGAAUUCUGCAAAAGUUAUUUACUUGUGUACUUAUCCUUAUCUCUUUCAUAUAAUAUUAUCAUAAAUCGAUUGACCCCUUUGAUUAUAGUAUAAUAAUUGCGAAAGAUAUAGAGAAAACUUUAUACCCAUUAUCGCGAAUGACAAUCUGUUACAUAUGCAGCUCUCGUAUUAUGUAAAUAUAUUAUAUUGAAAAUGUGUGCAAUAUAUUCUAUUUCCGUAUUUUUUCUGAUCCAUUAUUUCUUCAAUUAUUUCAUAACUUAAAAUCAAAUAAUAUAUUUUAUUGUUGUGCAUAAAAUGCACAAUAAAUCAAAUAAUUAUAUCAUUAAAAUUGUUUAUAAAACUCUGCUGAAAUAUAAUGAUACACUAUCACACAUCA
Molecule: messenger RNA, 5262 nt
Organism: Apis cerana (Asiatic honeybee)
Lineage: Eukaryota; Metazoa; Arthropoda; Insecta; Hymenoptera; Apidae
Product: retinal guanylyl cyclase 2
Biological process (GO): receptor guanylyl cyclase signaling pathway; protein phosphorylation; intracellular signal transduction
Cellular component (GO): plasma membrane
Molecular function (GO): peptide receptor activity; adenylate cyclase activity; ATP binding
Source: RefSeq, a predicted model, not a curated record